This is a messenger RNA of Fusarium verticillioides 7600, 1494 nucleotides long. RefSeq lists its product as hypothetical. Gene Ontology annotation, molecular function: carbohydrate:proton symporter activity. The record is from RefSeq and is a predicted model, not a curated record. Bases 1 to 1494 code for a protein of 497 amino acids. Gene Ontology annotation, cellular component: membrane. Gene Ontology annotation, biological process: carbohydrate transport; transmembrane transport. Lineage: Eukaryota; Fungi; Ascomycota; Sordariomycetes; Hypocreales; Nectriaceae. The transcript is spliced from 4 exons.
AUGGAACAGGGAUUCGACAAUGGAUGGUGGGGAACUAUCCUCGGAACGCAUGCUUUUCUUCGCGAUUACGGCUCUUGCGAGACAGUCAAUGGCAAAGACACCUGCCACUUGACUGCUCCCCAAGUCUCAGCAGGUAGUGCCGUACAGUCGGUUGGUAUUAUGCUUGGCUGUAUUCUUGCCGCCUAUGUCAAUGAAACAAUUGGUCGGCGACUCUCCCUCGUGACAACUGCAUCCAUCUCCAUCAUCGGCAUAGUUAUCGAACUUACCAGCGCCGUUGGUUCGCCUCGUUACUCCCAGUUCGUCGUUGGAAAGACUGUCGCAGCUCUCGCAAUGGGCAUGGCAGUCAACGUGGUUCCUAUCUACCUCUCGGAGACAUCCACAGCCGCUGCCCGUGGUUUUGCAGUUAAUAUGUACCAGAAUAUUAUGCUUGUUGGUGCAAUCACUGCUUCUGGUGUUGUCUACGGCACCUCACAACUUCAGACCGCCGCAUGCUACUUGAUCCCGAUUGGCCUCCAGCUUUUUGCGCCCACCAUGCUGAUCAUGAUGGCUCCAAUGCUUCCAGAGAGUCUUAGAUGGUUGGUUACAAAGGGUCGAAACGAAGCCGCCGCCACCGCCGCAAAACGACUUUUCGCCACGAACAUGAACUCUUUCGACGCCGAUGGCUAUGUAGAAAAGAUACACCUAGCAGUCCAAGAGGAUCGUGCACAAGCAUCAGCAGGAUGGAAGGAUAUGCUGAGAGGCCCUAACCUGCGCCGCCUUCUCAUUGGCGUUGGCAUCCAGUGUCUCGCCCAGGCUCAAGGCGUCACAUACAUCCUCAACUAUAUCAGCUUCUUCCUUGGCUAUGCUGGUAUCACCGACAUCUUCCCAUAUGUUAUCAGUGCUUUCUGCCUCAACUAUGUCGGAGUACUGACUGGUCACUUCCUUCCCGACAAGUUUGGCCGUCGCGUCUUGGUUAUCUGUACUUCUCUUAUUUGUGGUGUAUCUCUCGUGAUUAUGUCUGCAUUAAUGGUGGUUGAGGGAAACAAGGCGUCCGGAGUGGUUAUGGUGGUCCUUCUCUUUAUCUGGAUGGGCUCCCUGGGUGCUCAGUCUCCACUGGUCUGGAUCAUUACGGCCGAAUCAGCACCUACUCGUAAUUGUGAGAGAGUCAUUGCCACGUCCAUCUUCUUUGGAUUCGGUAUAGCCCUGCUUACGUCUUCUGUUUCACCAUUUCUUCAGGAUCCUGAAUAUGGAAACCUCGGCGGAAAGAUUGGCUUCCUGUGGGCGAGUUUCUCCUUUAUUACUGUCGCCUGGGUUUUCUUUCUUCUACCAGAAAUGAAAGGAUUCUCUCUGGAACAGCUUGACUAUCUCUUUAAUAAAGGCACUCCCACCCGAAAGUUUAAAUCAUACGUCUUCUCAGACUCGGUUCUUGCUGUUCAGGAUAUGGGACUGAGGAAUGAGGAGGAUGAAGAACUUGAAAAGAGCCCCCAGGAGCAGACUGUUAAGCAUAGCGCUUAA